Sebastes umbrosus (honeycomb rockfish) is the source of this 1512-nucleotide messenger RNA. It is a transcript of the gene mettl23, whose product is annotated as methyltransferase like 23. NCBI's taxonomy places the organism in Eukaryota, Metazoa, Chordata, Actinopteri, Perciformes, Sebastidae. The transcript has 5 exons. The record is from RefSeq and is a predicted model, not a curated record. Gene Ontology annotation, cellular component: nucleus; cytoplasm. The coding region runs from base 616 to 1416 and encodes 266 amino acids.
CAUCACUAGAGCCCGCCCCCUGUAGCCGGAACAGAAAGCUCAUUGGCUAUCACGGCCCGCCAGAGCUAAACGCUGAUUGGACAGGAUGUAGCUUAAGCCUUCCCGCCAGGCAUUUUGUGUUGAUUUGAUUGGCUGUUGAAGUGUCUUCUUUUUGUUGUCGUGGUCAACACGGAAACAGUCGUGAUGGGAAUUAAGGCUCUUUUUAGUGAUCCAGAUCAUUUGGCUCAGUUCACCAAGAAGAGAAGCCAGUGAAAGCGUUCGUCCAAUCAGGUGGGGACAGCCUGUGUCUAGUGACAGCCCAUCAAGCGUCCAAUGCCGGGAAGCGUCCUAUCAUUCAGCCUUGAAUUAAUUAAAGAAAGAAAAAAAAAAACGUCUCUCGGACGGGAGCCGGCUCCCAUCGUUCACUUAAAAGAACCGGCUCAAAGAACCGACUCGUUCGCGUCCACACAUCACAAGGAAGUAGACUUCAGCGUGGCUGCUAGUGAUCAAACAUCAAUAUCAAGAUCAAUAUAAAGAUCAAUUAAAUUGGUUUAACGAAUUCCUCCCCAGAAGACAAAGAGUCUGAAUACUAGCUGGAGAUGUGAUGAUGUAAUUGAAGGAGUUUUAACCAGCAGGAUGGAGCCCAGAGGACCAGAGACACCAGAGACACCCAGCAGAGCAGACAGACAGUUCACCUUUAAAGACAACAACAGAGACACCCUGUCUGUCUCCAUCCCUGAGGUUCUGGAUGCCCAGUAUGGGAUGUAUGUGUGGCCCUGUGCCGUGGUUCUGGCUCAGUAUCUGUGGACACAGAGACACCAGCUGAGAGACAGGACGGUGCUGGAGGUGUGUGUGUCUCCGCAGCUCGGUGCAGGUGUGAGUCUACCGGGCGUGGUGGCUGCCAGGUGCGGUGCGAAGGUGAUCCUGUCGGACAGCGCUGAGACUCCAGUGUGUCUGGAGAACUGCAGGCGCAGCUGUGAGGCCAACGGCCUCCGUGAUGUCGGCGUGCUGGGCCUCACCUGGGGGGAAGUCUCACCUGAGCUCGUUCUGCUUCCCGAGAUGGACAUCAUCUUGGGAUCGGACGUCUUCUACGAGCCACAGGAUUUUGAAGACGUCCUCCUGACUGUGUCUUUCCUUCUGAGGAAGAACCCCAGAGCUCAGUUCUGGACCGCGUACCAGGAGAGGAGUGCCGACUGGUCUGUUGAAGCGUUGCUCGACAGGUGGAAGCUGAACUGUGUCGACGUUCAGCUGGAAACCUUCGAUGCAGAUAAACCGGAGCUGGCUGGAUCGACUCUACCAGGAAACCACAGCGUCCUCAUGAUGAUCAUCACGCUGAAGACAGAAGACAGAAGACGUUGGACCGUAACACAUGAUUCAUGUCUCCCAGAGGACAUAAGGAGACGUUCAACUCCUCCGGCUGGUUACUGGAAUCACUAAAGCUCUCUGAAGGUGGACAACGUAAUAGUUAUAGUUAUGUGUUGUAAUAUAAUAUGUAAUAAAAGGUGUUGAUUAAAGUGUUUUCAGUCACUGAAA